AUGGCGCGGCUGGAGAGCUGGGGGCAAGCGGGGGACACUUUGGUGUCACAGGCAGUCGUAGCCAUGGAUGGGCUUGCGUGGGAAUACAUGGUGUGCUUUGGUGUUGGUCACGUGACACCGCACAUCAUGAAAUGCCUUAUGGAGGUUGUAUGUCCCGAAGCCGUGAGCGACGCAAAGGAUGCCGCCAUUGAGGAAAUGAAAGCACCUUGUCUCAGCACGCAGCCGAAACGUGCCGUUCAUCUGCUACGCACUCUCUUCAGCGCCAGCGGGGUGAGCGUGAGAGACGUUGUGUCGCGCUGUGCUGCGGAACGCCGUGGACUUGCGCUGCAGAUGGCGCUGUGUCCUCCACACAUACCAUUGCGGUCGGAAGUACUGCGGCAAGUGAACAAUGUUGAGGCUGAGGGGGUUCGCGCCGUGAAAGACGUUAGGGAAUCACGGGCGUUGCUCGAUGUGCUUGCUCGGCGUAUUCAGGCCCUAGAGCCUGAAUUGCAUGAGUUCCAACCACAGUGCGGGUUGGGGGACGAGAUGGGCUCGUUGCGGCUUGGGGAAGUGGUCGAUGCCACCGUGGUCGUCAAUGCAAAGAGCACCGCCCUCGCUGAGGGAGGGGGAAACGGAACCGUGGGCGGAGCGAACCUCGUCACGGCGACGGACAACGCUAGCUCUACCUGCGGCUACGUCCCGUCGAUAGAUUUUGUGCUUCCAGCGACGCAACAACUCUCCGCGGAGUCGUAUGCCUCCUGUGCGAUUGAAGUGAAUGGCGGUCGGCGUGACGAGAAGCAAAAACAACGUUCAUCGCAUGAAAAGAUGCAUGUAAAAGGUGGGGCACAAUUGGGAGGAAUGACUCCAGCGAAUCGAACAGCACAUGGUGCGCCACCGUUUAGCGGCUUCUCUCUCACGUCCCUAAGGUCCUUUCCCUUUCAGGUGGUUGGGGAACAUGUAGGGAGGGAGUUUUGCGAUGUGCUUCCUCCAACGACAGAGGCGAUUUCCGCACAGGCUUUGUCCGCACUGAUGGCGGAUAAGCGUCCAUUGCGCGUUCAGCACGAGGAACGUAUGACACAGGAAAAAGAGUGGAACCUACUUGGCAUGAGCCGACUUGCUUGCGCGGAGAUGCCGACGGGCCCCUCGGCGUACACGCGUCAGGCGGGGGUGCGUCAUUUGCUACGCUUGGAGCAGCAAAUCUCACGUAUGACAUGGCUGUGA
Messenger RNA from Trypanosoma rangeli, 1200 nucleotides. RefSeq lists its product as uncharacterized. NCBI's taxonomy places the organism in Eukaryota, Euglenozoa, Kinetoplastea, Trypanosomatida, Trypanosomatidae. The transcript has a single exon. The coding region runs from base 1 to 1200 and encodes 399 amino acids. The record is from RefSeq and is a predicted model, not a curated record.